Galendromus occidentalis (western predatory mite) is the source of this 815-nucleotide messenger RNA. RefSeq names its product alpha-tubulin N-acetyltransferase 1-like. Bases 1 to 525 code for a protein of 174 amino acids. Gene Ontology annotation, biological process: alpha-tubulin acetylation. Gene Ontology annotation, cellular component: microtubule. Gene Ontology annotation, molecular function: tubulin N-acetyltransferase activity. The record is from RefSeq and is a predicted model, not a curated record. The transcript has 5 exons. NCBI's taxonomy places the organism in Eukaryota, Metazoa, Arthropoda, Arachnida, Mesostigmata, Phytoseiidae.
AUGUCUUCCUCAGUUCAGGAGGAACAAUCAUUCCAAAAAGCGGUGGGGUUCUUGAAGGUCGGCUGGAAACACCUACUGCUACAGGAUGAGGUUCAGCGGACAUACGAGAUGACAGUUUUGUGUGCUCUGGACUUCUACGUUCAGCAAAAGCAUCGCCGGCUUGGAUACGGAAAGAAGCUAUUCGACUGCAUGCUCUUACACGAGGGCAGACGGCCGUGGGACGUACCAGUGGAUAAUCCGAGCUUGAGCUGUCGUCGCUUUCUACGGAAGCAUUUCAAUCUGUCGACGCAAAUUCCUCAGAUGAACAAGUUCGCAAUAUUCUUCGGAUUCCCAUUCCCGCCAGACAAGCGGAGGCGGGAACGAUCAGGGAACGCGUCGGCUGAAGAUUUCUACGCCUCGAAAUCCUGUACUUUGAAGUUCUUCCAAGAUAUCGACGACCGAGACGAUUUCAUUUCCAAAUCGUCGUCAUGGAGGGUACUCGGGUUAGAGGCGCCUUUGCAUGACAUGGAUGAGCUUUCACAAUAGACUCCGAUUAGGAUGAACGCGCGCACAGAUAUGAGAGCUUUCACUUGAUUGUGAAAGGUUUCGAAACCGGUGACUCGGGGCCGGAAUCCCAGAAGGCUCCAUUCCAUAGGCUAUGUCCCGGAAACAGUCCGCAUUUCGGAGCAACUGAUCCUGUAAGUAUGCGCUCGAGUCGAUGCAUUGUACAAGUCCAUCAGAAGAGAUCCCUGCAUUCCCCACCUUCAUUGAGGAGUAUGUAACGAUCUCGCAUCAUUUGAUCUUUUAUUAUUCCAACUGUACAUCCAUUCACUUAU